UAAUCCCUAUUCUAUAUAUGCUGUGAAUAAAUAUUUUGUUUAGUACAAUAUCACAUGAUAGCAUAUUGAUAAAUAUAGUCAUUGUGGAUGACAAUAUAUUUCAGUGGAAGGGAUGUACGUAUGUAUAUAAGGGCAUACUCGAUGUCUAUACUCCUACGUAUAUUUGCUGACAGAUUAAAUUUACACGAAAAUUGCUGAUUUGUAUUUGAUAUUUUAAAUAUUUUUAUAAAUCUUUUUGUUUUUUUUGUUUUUUUUUAGUGUGUACGUUUUUAUCACAUUAAUUUUUUUGGCUAUCAAUAUUUUCAUCAUUUAUUUACAAAUAAUUAAUCGAAAACUGGAGUAGAAGGAAAUUUGUUUGAUGCUGUGAGGCAACUAGCAGAGAGUGAAAUUCAACUUAUCAAAGCUAUUGAGGAGUCUACCAUGGAUUGUCAAAGAAAUACUACAGAUAUGAAAUCUACAACAAAAAAAAAGAAUAUCAAGAAAUCACCUAAACUCUCAAAUGUUCGACCAUCUGCUGCUUUAUUGGCAGCAAAACAAGAGGCAGUACAGCGUAAAAUAUUACAUAAUAAAAAGUCUAACACAAACUUUGUGCAUGACAUCUAUCAAAAGAUUAGAGAUGCAUAUAGUGUUAUGCAUAAGGAAACUGGUAUUGUUUAUGAUCAUUCUAUGGAGGAUCAUAGAUGCUUGUGGGAUGAUAAUUAUCCUGAAUGUCCAGAUAGACUAACAAGAAUCUUAGAAAGAUGUAAAGAAUUAGGAUUAUUAAAUAGAUGUAAAUUAAUUUCAACCAGAUUUUGUACAGAAAAUGAGAUACUUAAAAUGCACAGCCAAAAACAAAUAGAUAUAUUAAAAUCAACCAGUGGAUGUAUGGAUCUGGAUAAAUUGGAAACAUUGUCUUCCAAAUAUGAUGCUAUAUAUGUACAUCCAUCCACUUAUAAACUAUCUUUAUUGGCUGUGGGUUCAACAAUAAGUUUGGUAGAAAGUAUUUGUAAAGGAGAUAUACAAAAUGGCAUGGCUAUUAUUAGACCACCUGGGCAUCAUGCAAUGAAAUCUGAAUAUUGUGGAUAUUGCUUUUAUAAUAAUGUGGCUAUUGCAGCAGAAAAAGCUCUAAAUGAUAAUUUAGCAAAUAAAAUUCUUAUUGUUGAUUGGGAUGUACAUCAUGGACAAGCUACUCAACAAAUGUUUUAUGAUGAUUCACGUGUAGUUUAUUUUUCAAUACAUCGUUAUGAAAAUGGAACAUUCUGGCCUAAUUUAGAAGAAUCUGAUUUUCAUUACAUUGGUAAAGGUUUGGGAGAAGGUUAUAAUUUUAAUAUACCACUUAACAAAACUGGUAUGACAAAUGCUGAUUAUAUUGCAAUAUUUCAACAAGUUUUGUUACCAAUGGCUUAUGAGUUUCAACCAGAUCUCAUAAUAGUCUCAGCUGGUUAUGAUGCAGCACUGGGAUGCCCAGAGGGUGAAAUGGAAGUAACACCUGCAUGUUAUGCUCAUCUAUUAUCAUCUCUAUUGAGUCUGGCAGCUGGGAAGGUAGCUGUAGUGUUGGAGGGCGGUUAUUGCUUAAAGUCAUUGGCUGAAAGUGCUGCAUUAACUCUGCGAACAUUAUUAGGUGAUCCAUGUCCUAUGUUGCAAACAUUGCAAUUACCAUCAUUAAGUAUACGUGACACGAUUUUAAAUUCUAUCUAUGCUCAUAAACAAUUUUGGAAAUGUUAUCAGUAUCAAGAACAAUAUAGUAUUAAUAAUAGAAUUGACAGAAAAGAAGAAAAUAACGAUCAAUAUUUACCGGUUGUUAAUUACAAGGGAGAAGUGUAUAAACCAGAUAUUUAUCAAACAAGAAAUUGUUAUCCUGUACAGAGUAAAGAGAUUCUUGAAGCAUUAGAUAAAAAAUUAGAUUCAUUGAUAAAAUUUACAAAUUUAUCCAAAGCACUUAACAAAGUAUGUAUUGUAUAUGACAACAGGAUGUUGAAACAUUGCGAUACUAUUAAUAACACACAUCCUGAAAAGCCAAAUCGAAUUUUAAGCAUUUAUAAAAAACAUGAAGAGCAUGGUUUACUAGAACGAUGCUAUUUACAACAAGGAAGAGUGGCAACAGAGGAAGAAAUAUUAUUAGCUCAUUCACAGGACUACAUUCAUGCAAUAAAAAAGACAGAAACAUUUAAAUCCAAAGAAUUGGAAAGACAAGCAUUAAAAUAUAAUUCUGUUUAUUUGCAUAAUGAAACAUGGUUUUCUGCUUGUGUAUCUGUUGGUUCAUUACUUGAAAUUGUAGACAAUGUAUUAAAUGGACAAGCACAAUCUGGAGUUGCAAUAAUAAGACCUCCAGGACAUCAUGCAGAACCAGAUCAAGCAUGUGGUUUUUGUAUUUUUAAUAAUGUUGCAAUAGCAGCAAAAUAUGCUGUAAAUAUUCGUAAUGUAAAGAGGGUAUUAAUAGUAGAUUGGGAUGUACAUCAUGGAAAUGGAACUCAAUCUAUUUUUGAAAGUGACCCAAAUGUACUUUAUAUAUCCAUUCAUCGUUAUGAUAAUGGAAAUUUUUUUCCACAUUCUAAAUAUGGCAAUUACACUUCUGUUGGCUCAGGGUUAGGAGAAGGUUAUUGUGUAAAUAUACCAUGGAAUAAAAAAGGAAUGGGAAAUGCAGAAUAUAUAGCUGCAUUUCAACAAGUUGUUAUGCCAAUUGCUUAUCAAUUCAAUCCAGAUUUAGUUUUAGUCUCUGCAGGUUUUGAUGCUUGUAUUGGAGAUCCACUAGGAGGAUGUACGGUAACUCCAGAAAUGUAUGGACAUUUAACACAUUGGUUAUCUUCCAUGGCAAAUGGACGUAUUAUUCUUAGUCUGGAAGGAGGUUAUAAUAUAAAUUCGAUUUCUCAUUCAAUGGCAAUAUGUACAAAAGCAUUACUUGGUGACCCAUUACCCUUGUUAGAUGCUUCAUUAGUACCAUGUUCAAGCGCAAUACAUUCUAUAAAUAAUGUAUUAAAAACACAAAAGAAAUAUUGGCCCAAUUUAAUGUUCAAUUUAUCAUUGCCAAAAGAAAAUCUCACAAAAAUUGCUACUUAUAAAAAAAUGGAUGAGCAAGUUCGAAAUUCUAAAUUUAAUGAACAUUCAGAAUCGAAAAUUGCUUUAGAGGGUAUUGAAAAUGAAAAAUUGGAUAUCAAACUUUCCUUUGAUAAAAAUAGUAUGAAUUUAGUAACAGAUGAAGAGAUAUUGAAACUUCAAAAUGAGAUUGAAAAUAUAAAAAUUAAGAAUUCAAAAACUAUGAAGGAAGGGACAACUACAGAAAUAGCUAGGACAUGUGUAAAUAAGGAUCAACAGAAAGAAAGACAGAGAAGAGAGACUGCAGGAAGUUCUAAUAAUGCAGGAAGUAGUAAUGAUCUUGGAGAGAAUAGAGGAAUUUAUGAUGGAGCAACAAGUUUGACUGAUUAUCUCUCUGAUAACCUGCAGGCAUUAAUAGCUGGCGAAAUGUUUGCUGUUAUACCAUUGCGCGAUUGUCCACAUCUAGAUACUGUUAAUGAUGUACCUUCUCGUGGUAUCGAUGUACAUUUACCAUGUAUGGAAUGUGGUAGCAGUGUUGAAAAUUGGAUUUGCCUACAAUGUUAUACUGUACAUUGUGCAAGAAAUAUCAAUCAACAUGCAUUAUUACAUGCUGAUGAAACUCAGCAUCCUCUGACUCUAAGUUUUAGUGAUUUAUCAGUCUGGUGUUAUGGAUGUGAAGCUUAUAUCGACAAUCCGAGAUUAUAUGCAGCUCGGAAUGCAGCACAUCAAAGUAAAUUUAAUCAAGAAUCACCAUGGACUUACGAGGGACAAUGAAUUAGUGCCAUAUUUUGCUUAUAAUUACAUGUAGCAGAUAUUGAUAAAAUUAGAAAUUUAUUGGAAUGUUAUUAUUUAGUAUUUUUACAUAUUAUUUUUACUAAA
Molecule: messenger RNA, 3891 nt
Organism: Vespula vulgaris
Lineage: Eukaryota; Metazoa; Arthropoda; Insecta; Hymenoptera; Vespidae
Gene: HDAC6
Product: histone deacetylase 6
Exons: 18
Coding region: 421-3786 (1121 amino acids)
Biological process (GO): chromatin organization
Cellular component (GO): histone deacetylase complex
Molecular function (GO): zinc ion binding; histone deacetylase activity
Source: RefSeq, a predicted model, not a curated record